GGAUCCCUGUAGUUUGUGAAGAUGGUGUUGCUAACAAUGAUCGCCCGAGUGGCGGACGGGCUCCCGCUGGCCGCCUCAAUGCAGGAGGACGAACAGUCUGGCCGGGACCUUCAACAGUAUCAGAGUCAGGCUAAGUAACUCUUUCGAAAGUUGAAUGAACAGUCCCCUACCAGAUGUACCUUGGAAGCAGGAGCCAUGACUUUUCACUACAUUAUUGAGCAGGGGGUGUGUUAUUUGGUUUUAUGUGAAGCUGCCUUCCCUAAGAAGUUGGCUUUUGCCUACCUAGAAGAUUUGCAAUCAGAAUUUGAUGAACAGCAUGGAAAGAAGGUGCCCACUGUGUCCCGACCCUAUUCCUUUAUUGAAUUUGAUACUUUCAUUCAGAAAACCAAGAAGCUCUACAUUGACAGUCGUGCUCGAAGAAACCUAGGCUCCAUCAACACUGAAUUGCAAGAUGUGCAGAGGAUCAUGGUGGCCAAUAUCGAAGAAGUGUUACAACGAGGAGAAGCACUCUCAGCAUUGGAUUCAAAGGCUAACAAUUUGUCCAGUCUGUCCAAGAAAUACUGCCAGGAUGCGAAGUACUUGAACAUGUGUUCCACUUAUGCCAAACUUGCAGCAGUAGCUGUAUUUUUCAUCAUGUUAAUAGUGUAUGUCCGAUUCUGGUGGCUGUGAAAUAAUGAAUACAGUCACUGGUAAGGGAGAACGUAGAACCCAGUAGGUGUAUAUUUUCAGGAAACUGAGCUCACAGAGAUGUGUAUUAGAAUCCAAGUGGAACUUCUGCCUCUAAAGACCUUGCAAGAAAAGAGAUGUCCUGAAAAUGAAAGGUUGCACCUCAUUUAAUGAAGCUUAACCCUAUGUAGAAAGUCUCUUUCGGGGGCAGAGGCUUUCUCUGGGUGCCAAGCCAUAUAUAUUAGGGAAUAGUAGAUUGUUAUUUCAUUUUUUCCCUCCCAGUGCAUUUUAAAAGCAGCACUGGCUGGGGCAUUCUCAUUCUCUGAUGGAGCCAUCAAUGAGAUUUAACUUAGUCAACCUGUGCUAGCAACAUUCUGAAAUUCCUUCAAAGAAGGCAGUCCUUUGGGAAGGUGUUUUGUUUUUUGGUUUUUUUUUGACUCUAAUCAACAUUCCUUUUGUUGGUGACAUUUGUGAUUUUCAGUAAUCUGAGUUUUUGAUGGCCUUUUAAACAAGACUCCAGUAUGUGAAGGUUAAUUGCUGUGCUCCACAGAUCUUGUCUAUUGGCCCCUGUAGAAAGUUAACCUUUGUUGUUUUCCUUUUAUAAUUUGCUUAUUGCACAAUUGCUUUAGGGUAAGUGAAUUAUAUUAAGAUGCCUUGAAA
Messenger RNA from Gorilla gorilla gorilla (western lowland gorilla), 1326 nucleotides. RefSeq names its product vesicle-trafficking protein SEC22b-like. The transcript has a single exon. Gene Ontology annotation, cellular component: membrane. The coding region runs from base 196 to 669 and encodes 157 amino acids. Gene Ontology annotation, biological process: endoplasmic reticulum to Golgi vesicle-mediated transport; retrograde vesicle-mediated transport, Golgi to endoplasmic reticulum. NCBI's taxonomy places the organism in Eukaryota, Metazoa, Chordata, Mammalia, Primates, Hominidae. The record is from RefSeq and is a predicted model, not a curated record. Gene Ontology annotation, molecular function: SNAP receptor activity.